AACGAAAUACAAAAGAAUAAACAAGUUUGAUUCCUCCGUCUCCGUUAGUUCAUCAUACAAGUAAUAUCCUUUGAUUUCUCUACAUGCUUACAUCCAUAUGAAUAUUUUAAAUGUUUGUUUGGUUAAAGAAAUUGUAUAUGUUUGAAAUUGAAGAAAAUAAUAUAAUCUCUACCUCUACUGAUUUUGCAGACACAAGUUUCGUGAUGGAGUGUCCUAGAAUAUUUAUCUUCUUCUUGCUGUCGGCAAUUCUGUUCAACUACACCAAUGACGUUUCCAUAAACGUGGCAGCAACAAACGUCGGCUUAAACUACGGCCUCCUCGGAGACAACCUCCCGUCUCCAUACGAUGUUAUCAGCCUUUACAAGUCCAUAGGCGUUACCAAAAUCCGAAUCUUCGACCCAAACACAGAGGUUCUUAACGCCUUACGUGGCAACACCAAUAUUAGUGUCAUCGUAGGCGUCAAGGACCAAGACUUGGCUGCUCUUGCGUCCAGCGAAGUAGCUGUUGAGGACUGGUUUGCGACUAACAUCGAGCCUUACUUAUCCGACGUCAACAUCACCUCCAUUACCGUUGGUAACGAAGUCAUCCCCGGACCAAUCGGUCCACAAGUGCUUCCCGUCAUGCAGUCUCUAACCAACCUUGUCAAGUCAAGGUGUCUUCCGAUCUUGAUCAGCACCGUGGUGGCUAUGUCGAACCUCGGACAGUCGUAUCCACCUUCCGCGGGAAUGUUCACGCCUCAAGCGCGUGAACAACUCGUUCCUGUGCUGACAUUCUUGUCUCAAACGAAUACGCCAAUCCUCGUCAACAUCUACCCUUACUUUGCUUACUCGUCAAAUCCCGUCAACAUAAGUCUCGAUUAUGCCAUCUUCAACACCAAAGAUGUCGUGGUUGAGGACGGGCCAAUGCAGUAUUCAAACAUAUUUGAUGCGAUUUUCGACGCUUUCGUGUGGGCAAUGGAGAAAGAGGACGUGAUGGAUUUAUCCAUGGUUGUGACAGAGACUGGAUGGCCUUCGGCCGGUAAUGGAUACUUAACAACACCGGAGAUUGCGGCUACGUACAACGGAAAUUUUAUCAAACAUGUUGAAAGCGGUGUAGGGACACCGAAGAAGCCAAACUGUAGCAUUGAAGGGUAUUUGUUUGCGACUUUUAACGAGAAUCAGAAACCAGCAGGAACUGAACAGAACUUUGGGUUGUACAAUCCUACUGAUAUGAAGCCUAUUUACAACUACAACAAAGUUGAUUCCUUAAGCACGACAUCAGUCGUCGGAUUGAACUACGGCCUCCUCGGAGACAACCUCCCAUCUCCGUCCAAUGUUAUCAAGUUCUACAAAUCUCAAAACGUUGCGAAAAUCAGGAUAUUCGAGCCAAACAAGGACGUCCUAAACGCCUUGCGUGGAAACCGAGAGAUCGGAGUCACCGUAGGCAUCAAGAACGAAGACUUGGCGGCUCUUGCAGCCAACAAAGACGCAGUUAAAUCCUGGUUCGCCACUAACAUUGAUCCUUACAUAGCCGACGUCAACAUAACAUUUAUUACCGUCGGAAACCAAGCCAUCCCGGGCGACAUAUAUGGCCCUCACGUGCUUCCUGUCAUUCAAUCUCUCACCAACCUCGUCAAGUCGAGAAAUCUCCCGAUCUCGAUCAGCACCACGGUCACUACGACGAGUCUAGCUGUGUUGAAACCACCUUCCGCAGGAGUUUUAACACCCCAAGCACGUCAACAGCUUGUCCCCGUGCUGAGAUUGUUGUCUCAAACAAGUACACCGAUCUUCGUCAAUAUCUAUCCUUACUACUUCUAUGCGUCCGACCCAAAGAACGUCCCUCUCGAGUACGCUAAUUUCAAUACCGACCAGAUCGUGGUCAAGGACGGUGCACUAAAAUAUUCCAACUUGUUUGAUGCAAUUUUCGACGCUUUUCUGUGGGCAAUGGAGAAAGAGGGAGUGAAAGGUUUACCUUUGGUGGUGUCGGAGACCGGAUGGCCCUCUGCACAACGCCGGCUCUUCAAUAUACGUACAUUGACGUACAAUGAGAACCAGAAGCCAGUUGGAAUCUAUCAGCAUUUUGGGUUAUACGAUCCUACUGAGACGACGCCAAUGUAUAAGCUCUAUUGAUCCUUCAAGUGUUCAGUUUUUACUUUCUUAAGAAUUUGGGUUGUCAAAAUAAGGCUCUAAUAAUGGUUGUUUAGGGAUUGAAAGACCCAUGGCAAUGCCGAUAAUAGCGUACCCAUUUAAUAAAACUUUUCAUUUUAA
Molecule: messenger RNA, 2246 nt
Organism: Arabidopsis arenosa
Lineage: Eukaryota; Viridiplantae; Streptophyta; Magnoliopsida; Brassicales; Brassicaceae
Source: the annotation of a GenBank genome assembly